AUGGACCCGGAACAUCACGAGCAGAUGCAGCGGCUGCAGCAGUACCGGCGUUCAGUCGCCGGCCAGAGCAAGCCAGCCAUUUCGAGUUCCGGGUUAGCAGGCGGAUCGAGGGAGGCAAGUAGUCAGGGCUUACAGAUUCGGUAUACGCCCGGGAGAUCAAGUGUUGAGGGUGAACCUGUACAUGAUCCUUUGAUUUAUCCUGGCCUAUACGCACCGAGUGGCUUCGAUAUGAUGGGUAUCUUGGUGCGAGUCGGCACGCGCCCAAACCCCAUCAUCAGCCUAGGGAACGUCGACAGCUCCGCCCCACUCGUGCUCUGCGACGCCGCCAUGCCCGACUGCCCCAUCGUCUACUGUUCCGAGCCAUUCGAGACGCUCACAGGCUAUCUCAGCUCGGAGAUCCUGGGACGCAACUGCCGAUUUCUGCAAAGCCCCUAUGCGGGCCGGGAGACAACCGUGGGAUCGGACGUCAAUCGCGAAGCGAGAGCGGUGCUGAGAGAGAAGAUCGCUAGAGGGGAAGAGGCGCAGGUGCGGCUCGUGAAUUAUAAGAAGAGUGGUGAGAGGUUCGUGAAUCUCGUGACCAUUGUCCCUAUUUCUUGGGGUGAGGGAGAGCAGAGUACCGGGUAUAAGAGGUACAUCGUCGGGUUCCAGGCUGAUCCGAAUAUGGCUCUUUCCUGACGGGGAUUGCUGAUCGGGAGAGGAUUUUGGUGGUCUGCGUGCAGCCGGAUGGUUGAGGAAGUUCAGAUUGAGUGUUCUCAAGUCAUAGUGUUCAUGAGAGUAUGUCGAAUGAUACCCAACUAUGAAUAUGCUACUAGGCAGGGUCAUGGAUGAUAGUGCCUGGCAUAAAUGGUAUUGUAAUGUAACACAUCUGCAGUAGACAGAUUUUAUUUUUUGAAAAUUAUUUUCCCCUUCUGUAGUUUCGAAUAUCGAGGAGAUGGAACUAGG
This is a messenger RNA of Amorphotheca resinae ATCC 22711, 942 nucleotides long. RefSeq lists its product as hypothetical. The record is from RefSeq and is a predicted model, not a curated record. The transcript is spliced from 3 exons. Lineage: Eukaryota; Fungi; Ascomycota; Leotiomycetes; Helotiales; Amorphothecaceae. Gene Ontology annotation, cellular component: nucleus. Bases 1 to 675 code for a protein of 224 amino acids.